Messenger RNA from Columba livia (rock pigeon), 2526 nucleotides. RefSeq names its product GRB2 related adaptor protein 2 (gene GRAP2). Gene Ontology annotation, cellular component: nucleoplasm; cytoplasm; plasma membrane. Bases 172 to 972 code for a protein of 266 amino acids. Lineage: Eukaryota; Metazoa; Chordata; Aves; Columbiformes; Columbidae. The record is from RefSeq and is a predicted model, not a curated record. Gene Ontology annotation, molecular function: phosphotyrosine residue binding. Gene Ontology annotation, biological process: signal transduction; regulation of MAPK cascade. The transcript is spliced from 8 exons.
GUAGUCACUGCAGAAAAAUCAGGUUACAUUCUCAACUUGUAUAAUUUCAAAAGUUAACCCUGACAUGAGCAGGGGCUUGAACUGCAUCAUCUUCACAGAUCCCUUUUAAUCUAAUUAUUGUAUGUUUCUAUAAACAGUUCUAACCGGUUGGUUUUUGUUAAGUUGCACCAUAUGGAAGAAUACUGUUUGCUUCAGGAAGGAAAGACAGUGAAAUGCUUUGCUCUGCCACCAAGACACAGUAUGGAAGCCAUUGCCAAGUUUGAUUUCAAUGCUUCUGGAGAGGAUGAGUUGAGCUUCCAGGCUGGGGAUAUGCUGAAGGUUUUGAGCUCCCAGGAAGAUUGGUACAAGGCUGAGCUCCGGAGUCAAGAGGGCUACGUUCCUAAGAACUUCAUUGAUUUUCACGUUCCCCCCUGGUUUGAUGAAAGAAUAUCCCGCCACGAAGCAGAGAACACCCUCAUGAGCAAAGGAGUUGGCUCCUUCAUCGUUCGAGCCAGUCAGAACUCUCAUGGUGACUUCUCCAUCUCUGUCAGGCAUGAAGAUGAUGUGCAACACUUUAAAGUGAUGAGGGAUUCAAAGGGUAACUAUUACUUGUGGACAGAGAAAUUCCACUCGCUAAACAAGCUGGUGGAUUACUACAAGACAACUUCCAUCUCCAGGCAGAAGCAGAUCUUCCUGAGGGACAACAGCCAAGAAGAUAAGGAGAGGCGCGGUGGCAGCCUGGAACGGAUGGGCCAGGAAGGAUUCCGCCUGGGUGGAGCAGCUGGAGAAGAUCACCCUUAUCUAUCCAAGAGAUAUGUAGAGCAUCCUAUCCCCAUACUGCAGCAGCAGCAGGACAGGUAUGGUGGGAGUCUGGACAGGAGAGGUGGGCUACAUGGACUAAGGGAUCAUGGCCAAGGAAGUGCAGUAGCCAUGCAACGGAGACACACAGACCCAGUGUACCAGCAGACACCGUACUUUUUGCUUCAGUCCUGAGAAGACCUGUCAUCACUCAGUUCUACUUGUCUGCACCUGGCACAUCCUCUCAGACCUGCUAUGCCAUCAAAGUGGAACUCACCUCUCUGUCACUCUUAUCUGUCAGUGCCUCUUAUCACAGUGGAUGUGGGCGUGAUCCAGUUAUGUCUCUGCAGACAUCUCGGACUGUUCCCCUACCUGGAUCCAUACCUGGCAGUUUACCUUAAGUAACCACCUGCUCUCCAAAUUCCCACUUUGUGAAUGCUUGCACAGGGCAUGGUGUCUUUCUCUGCUUCAGCCCAUGAUUCCAGUGCCAACUCCAAAAUAUUUCUCCAUCAGUUUUUAGGAGUGUGAUCUGAGCCAUGUUCCUCUUCCCUGAGGAAAUGUACAGUUUAGCCAAGAGCAAUCAGAGAACGUAGAUCCAAGCAGAGAAGGGAAAGACAGCAGACAUUUCUCAAGUGUGAGAGAAAGAGGACAGAUUGGAUUAGGAAAUUUGGAAUAAACCAGGAAACAGGGACAUGUCCUCUUUUGGCAAAAGCCCCAAAACUUUAUUAUAAUCUAGCUCAAAAUACAGUGGGUUGUAUCCCUCAGAGGCUGUGGCAAUGAAUAAAAACAUGCCCUUGCCUGCCACACCAAAUCAGUGAUCUAGAACCAUAAAUCCAGUUAUAGGAAGGUCUAUUUGUCCAGCCAAAUAACUAGGAGCCACAUCUAAGCUGAGCCCUAAAUGGAAGAUUUAGCAAAAAUUAGUCGGUCUUCAAACAGAUCUCUUCAUCUGUGCCCGCAAAAUAUGCCUCCCAAUUGUGUGGGUGUUAAAAUUUUCCCAGAAAAUAAGUCCAUACUAUGUCCUUUAAAAUCUGAUUUCCUGUCCAAAUGGGAGAUUGACUGCAAUGUCUCUUACGAUCAGUUUCUCAUAUGAAAAAAAACUGACCAUAGUGCUCAUUGAAGUGCAAACCCAAAAUAAAGUGGUACACCCAAAUGGUUCCUAAAUCCCUUUGAUCUCAGGGGACUGAACUUGGGUAGCAUCCACUAUGCCACAGAAGUGCCUGAAACAGCAAGUAUCAUCCUUUACAACGUUCACUAGACUCUCCUGCAUGUUGGCUCUCUUGGUGUACCCCUCACAGUCUGCUGGCCAAGGACACGUUCCUAUAUCCAUGCAAGCAGCAGCUCACCUCCCUGGAGCCAUUCACUUACAGUGUACAGCACAGCAGGACUCAGGCAGGAGCUGUUCUCCGUGCUCCUAUAACUGGCUUCAAACAUGGCUACCACAGCAGAGGAGACAGAGCCACGUAAACACUAUUUCCUGAGGACCUACUCUCAACUGACUUUUCACCUUGUGGUGCGAAUACCCAUAAAUAUACUGAGGCUGCUGAGACCCCAAACACUACCCCUUGGGUGUCCCUGUAAAUUGGUCCUUCCUUCCUGGCAUCUUGGCCACUUCCUGGUUAAAAUAGCAAGACGGUCUCAGUUUCAGCAUGCUUGUUUUCUCUUAGUGAACAAAUGUAUUGAGGCAUAAGAAGGGUGACAGGAGGAUGAUUGUUAAGAGUUCUGGCUCAUUAUUCCCUGUCUCUAUCUCCU